Molecule: messenger RNA, 2970 nt
Organism: Drosophila persimilis
Lineage: Eukaryota; Metazoa; Arthropoda; Insecta; Diptera; Drosophilidae
Product: formin-2
Exons: 2
Coding region: 1419-2498 (359 amino acids)
Molecular function (GO): protein binding
Source: RefSeq, a predicted model, not a curated record
AGACUAGAUUUUUAAACCAAAACAACACAGUAGCAUCUUCCUUAAAAGGAAUACCAUUAGGAGGAACAAAAACUGUAUCCCUGAAAGCAAAAAUCCUUAAAUUGUUAAUAUGCAUGGAAAUUUGUGUUGUUUUUUUUUUUUUUUUUUUUUUUUACACGCGUAUUAUAGGCGUAAAACAAGUCAGAAAAAGUUUUGUGGAAGUUUCUUUGUUAGUUUCUAUGUGUGUAUUUUCAGGAUAUUAAGAUAUUAACUAUAAAUAAUAUUAGCCCAUAAGAAUUGAUAAUCGUUUCUCCUUACAAAUGGAACCGAAACCCAAUAAGCUGUUGAUCCAAUGACAAGUUACGAUAAUUGCUUAAAAUGUUUGUUUGAGGGCUGGCUGUGUAUAGCGCGAGAUGAGAAACUUUAUUGAAAUGUUAACGUUUGAAACGAGCUAUUUUCCAAUUUUCGUUGACACGGGGGUAGCUGUGAAAGCCUGCACGGGAACUGCUUUUCAGUUUAAUCAAUAUUUUCAUUACCUAUGUAACCUACUCUCUCUUUCAUCCUUAAUCUACAUAUAACUUGCUUAUAUUCCCACUAUGUCCUUCUCGCUGGCUAUCCCCAAAGUAUGUAGUUGCAGAAAUCUAUCAAAAAAUUUGCGUUUAUGGUAUGGACAAUCCCAGGAUAUGAGACGGAGUUUUAGUUUGAGAAGAAGCAAUUAUCAUUAGAAAGAAAGAUAUCAUAGCCCAGAACCAUAUGUCAAUGUAUAGCACAGUAACAACUUACAGAUGCCCCCAGAUGGCCACAUGGCCAGGGGAUUCACAUUCAUUCUACUCGUACAUACAUAGAUCAAAUAAUACGUAAUACUUACUCUGCAUAUUGUUUAUAACCCAAUUAAAUGGACGCAAUGUGCAAACAUUUAGGGAUCGGUCGUGAGCCCAGAUGCUCUCAAUAAAUACGAUCCCUAAUAGACUAGAACAACUCAAGUGGUCAACCCUAUAGGAACUAAUAAUAUAUCAAUACAACUGAAGCAAUUAUGAUAUAAUACGUAAAUCAAAAUUAGAUUGCCUUAAAUGAAAUCGUUUAAAGUGUUUAGGCCUUAGAUAACUCUUUGAAAAAACAGUCCAUUGAUUAAUGAUACCAUACUAAUACCAUGGAUUUUUAAAAUGUAAUUUACCAGAUGCAAGUCGAAGAACUUUAUCGGAAUAAAGAGUAAUAUUUUAUAAAGAGAAGCAAAAAAUCGUGCCUUGCCCUAAAACCGAGUCGAUGCAAAUUAGGCAAACCCGUUCAAAGACAAUAAACAUAAAUGUAAAAUUUAUUAAGGAAACCCGAACUGUGGAACAGGUUCUGAAGGAGGGCUUACGUAACAGUUGGAGGUGUUAUAUAAACUGUGCCCCGACUCCCCGAAAGGACAGAGAAGACCCUGCUGUUGACGAUUAAAGAUGUUCAAGAUUGUUCCUUUGGCCGCAGUGCUGCUGUGCUUCGCUACAGCGCAGGUUGUGCCAAAUGCAGAGAUCGGUCGGGUUACCAUCCAAGUGCCGUUGUUGUCUAAUGGAAAGCCCGUCAUUCUGGGCAGCCACGAAGGUGUUGAGGUGGCCCACGUAGAGGAGAUCAAGCCGGGAAAGAUCCAGGUGCUCAAUGAGGUGCCUCCAACGCUCAGCAAAGUUCGGAGUGCGAGAUCCAUUGUAGAUCAUUCCAACGUAGGAAUCCCAAAUCCUGGCAUUCCCAACGAAGGAAUCCCAAAUCCUGGUAUCCCCAAUAGGGGAAUACCAAAUCCUGGCAUUCCCAACGAAGGAAUCCCAAAUCCUGGCAUCCCCAAUGUAGGAAUACCGAAUCCUGGCAUUCCCAACGAAGGAAUCCCAAAUCCUGGCAUCCCCAAUGUAGGAAUACCGAAUCCUGGCAUUCCCAACGAAGGAAUCCCAAAUCCUGGCAUCCCUAAUGUAGGAAUACCGAAUCCUGGCAUUCCCAACGAAGGAAUCCCAAAUCGUGGCAUCCCUAAUGUAGGAAUACCGAAUCCUGGCAUUCCCAACGAAGGAAUCCCAAAUCGUGGCAUCCCUAAUGUAGGAAUACCGAAUCCUGGCAUCCCCAAUGUAGGAAUACCGAAUCCUGGCAUUCCCAACCAUGGCAUCCCAAUUCCCGAUGCUUCUGUGAUCCAACCUGUUGCGGUAAUGCCAACCCACCGCACCACCACCAGCCCCACGAUGACCACUACUACAGUACUGCCGAAGCGUGUCCCGUCCAAGAAUUGCCAUCACCUGCUCUUGGCUGGGAUGACCACCGUCUCACCCUUGGAAAUGAUGGCCACUCCGCCGGCAGAGAACUGCGACGAGCUGUGCACCAAGCACGAAUACAUGCCCGUCUGCGCCCACAACGGUGUGUGUGUCCACGAGUUUGCCAAUCAGUGUGUAAUGGACACUUUCAACUGUAAGCAUCGGGAUCUGUCCUUCCGCAGCGUGGAUGAGGAUGUUUGCAGGUUGGAAUUGUGCGCCAGGCGAUGCAAGGAGGAGGAUUUAAUGCUCUAGGCCUAUGACAACAUACCCACUUAUUCCGUAUUCUCUAAGUCCAUAUAUCCGUCGAACAUAAAACAAAAAUAAUGAAAAUGUAAACCAAUCUCUUGAAUUCACUGCAUGCAUGGGAGAGAAAGAGAGAGAGAGAGAGAUGUCCCAAGUGCCAACAUACUAAAGAUUUGUAUUCCAACAAGACAUUGCGCUUUAUCAAUUCUUAGUUGUAACGGACAAAAUAUCCUUGUAAUUUUAUUUCCUAUUAGUCCCAGAUUAGUCUUAGCUUCCUAAUAGCCAUCAAGUGCAUUUCUUCACUCUAGGUAUUUCCGUGCAGCCAUAGGAUCAAUUGGUCCACGAAAAAGUCCCAUCAAAGUCCCAUAAUUGUUAGGAUAAACCUUUAAGAAUACCAAAAGCCUCUCCCCCGAAACUAGAUUUCUGUUUCUGUCUGGAUAAAUAUUAAUUUUCGUUUUGAUCAGCUGACUGUUGCAAUGCC